This is a messenger RNA of Python bivittatus (Burmese python), 1169 nucleotides long. Lineage: Eukaryota; Metazoa; Chordata; Lepidosauria; Squamata; Pythonidae. The record is from RefSeq and is a predicted model, not a curated record.
CUUUUACAUCUUCUGAAACUGUGUACUGAAACUGGAUGUUGAUGUCGGAGAUGAGAAAAACAGUGCACAACAGAAUAUAGAUUGACAUAUUAAUCAUGCAGCAGUUAGCAACUUCUGAUACCAGCGUAGGAAAGCUACAUCCUUCCCAUGAAAGCGCAGGUGCUGUUCAGAUGAGGAUCAAAAGUCCCAGCAACAUCCAUGACAGAUCCAGCCAAAGCAAAUCUCUGAUACUCUCUGAGAAUCUGAAAGUUAUUGAGCCUCUAUCUCGUCAUAGAAGGAAUCAUUCCCAACAUAAUAUACCACAUCCUGACUGCAUUGGCCCAUUGGAACAAAUGAUAAUCAAAGAAGGUUAUCUUCUAAAAGCUAAAAUUGCAGAUGAAGGCAAGAAGCUAAGGAAAAACUGGACUUCUUCUUGGCUUGUUCUCACUGGUCGGAAAAUAGAAUUUUAUAAAGAAUCCAAACAGCCAGCUGUAGCCAAUCUGAAAGGGUCCAAAUCUGAAUGGCUGGACUUGUGUGGAGCUCAUAUUGAAUGGACUAAGGAGAAGUCUAGCAAAAAAAAUGUCUUCCAGGUCACAACAGUUUCAGGAAAUGAGGUCCUUCUUCAAUCAGAUAUUGACUUCAUCGUAUCGGACUGGUUCCAUGCUAUCAAAAAUGCAAUUGACAGAUUGCCUAAAGAGAAGAGUUACAUAUCAAAGAGCAAUGAGCUCAAAAUUCAAAGAUCUUCUAGUUCUGAAUUACUGGGUUUCCAUGCUGACAGUAAGGAACCAAAAACAGAAAAUAGAAAGUCUUUAAUUUUCAGGCUGAACUACAGCAAGUCUGAUACAAAUGACAGAAGCCAAGUUAAAAGCAGAUUAAAGAAGUUUAUCACUCGAAGACCUUCUCUAAAAACUUUGCAAGAAAAGGGAAUCAUUAAAGAUCAAAUUUUUGGUGCUUAUCUGCACAAUGUCUGUGAACAUGAUGGCUCUACUGUCCCUCAUUUUGUUAAAAUGUGCAUAAAGGCUGUUGAAGAACGAGGUCUGGAUGUUGAUGGAAUAUACAGAGUCAGCGGCAAUCUGGCAACGAUACAGAAGUUACGAUUUGUUGUCAAUCAGGGUAUAGUUCAACUUAAAGGCAAAAGACCAAACAAUCAUUUGGAGAAGGAACAGCCUAUAUUCCUGGCAGUUUCUUAA